Molecule: messenger RNA, 817 nt
Organism: Nicotiana attenuata
Lineage: Eukaryota; Viridiplantae; Streptophyta; Magnoliopsida; Solanales; Solanaceae
Product: beta-D-glucosyl crocetin beta-1,6-glucosyltransferase-like
Exons: 1
Coding region: 152-673 (173 amino acids)
Source: RefSeq, a predicted model, not a curated record
UAUUACGUUUGUCCUCACCUCUCGCUUUUUUUCCUAAUAAAACCAGCCAAUUCCACUACUCCACAAAAGCCCAUCUCUGAUUUCUCAUCCUUUUUUCACUCUAUAGAAAAGAAUUUUUUUACACAAAUAGCCGAUCAUCACACAAAUUUACAUGGAUACACAAGUAACAGAAUGUGGUAACACUAGUAUGAAGGUACUGAUGUUUCCAUGGUUAGCAUAUGGACAUAUCUCUCCAUUUCUCAACGUAGCCAAGAAACUCGCGGACAAGGGAUUCUUGAUUUAUCUCUGUUCAACACCUAUCAAUCUUAAAUCUAUAGUCAAGAAAAUACCCGAAAAAUACUUUGUUUCAAUACAGCUUGUUGAGUAUCAUUUACCCGAAUCUCCUGAACUUCCUCCUCAUUACCAUACUACCAAUGGACUCCCACCCCAUCUCAAUCACACCCUUCAAAAGGCCUUGAAAUUGUCCAAACCAAACUUCUCCAAAAUCUUGAAAAAUCUGAAACCUGAUGUGGUAGUUUAUGAUAUUUUACAGCAAUGGGCUGAAGGCGUAGCGAAUGAACAAAACAUUCCUGCAGUCAAGCUCUUAACUUCUGGUGCAGCUGUGUUUUCAUAUUUUUUUAACUUAGUAAAGAAACCUGAGAUUGAAUUCCCUUUCCCAGCCUAUUUAUCUUAGGAAAAUUGAGUUAGUAAAAUUGGGUGAAAUGAUGGCAAAAUCAGCUAAAGAAAAGAACCUGAUGAUGUGGGUCCUUUUACUGAAGGAAAUAUGCAAAUUAUGUUAAUGAGUACCUCUAGAAUUAUAGAGGCAAAAUACAUAGAU